Pimephales promelas (fathead minnow) is the source of this 1395-nucleotide messenger RNA. It is a transcript of the gene cited4a, whose product is annotated as Cbp/p300 interacting transactivator with ED-rich tail 4a. Gene Ontology annotation, biological process: regulation of DNA-templated transcription. Lineage: Eukaryota; Metazoa; Chordata; Actinopteri; Cypriniformes; Leuciscidae. The record is from RefSeq and is a predicted model, not a curated record. Gene Ontology annotation, cellular component: nucleus. Gene Ontology annotation, molecular function: transcription coactivator activity.
AAGCGCUCAGCAGCAGAUCUGAGAACAGCCUCUGGAGAUACCUGCGCUGCUUUACAGACUGACAACACGAAAGAGCAUCUUUACAAGAACAGGAUUUAUUUGACGUUGAAAAGGCAUGGCUGAACACAUGAUGAUGCCAAUGAGCCACGGCUCUGCCGGCGGAGGCCUGCACGGGUAUCGCAUGGGAACGAACGGCCCAAAUGUGCACGGACACCAGCCCGGUCUGCGGACCCUUCCCAAUGGGCAGCUCGUGCACUACAGCAGGGGGCCUCAGAGCUCCAUGGAGGCGGCCAUGAGGCAGAGGAACGUGAUGAACGGCGUCAUGAACGGUCAGGUUAACGGCCAGAUAAGUGGUGGACAUCCCCACCAAAUGCAGCCAGCCAAUAUGAUGUAUGGAGGUCCGAAUCAGCAACCACAAGGUCACCCUCAAACCCAGCACCAUCACAUGCACCCGCAGAACCAGCACCCACAGCAGUACAUGGGUGGAGGAGGCCUUACACCAUCGCAGCAGCUGAUGGCGAGCAUGCACCUUCAGAAACUCAACACCCAGUACCACGGGCACCCGUACGCUCCCAUGAAUGGGCAUCACAUGGGAAAUGUCCAGCACAGAAUGGGUCCUGCUCAGUUAGCGAGCAUGCAGAUGGGGAUGGGCGGCCCAACAUUGGGCUUCAACGUCAUGGACAUAGACUUGAUCGAUGAGGAGGUUCUGACGUCCUUGGUGUUGGAACUCGGGCUGGACCGGGUUCAAGAGCUUCCUGAGCUUUACCUCGGACAAAACGAGUUUGAUUUCAUCUCAGACUUUGUGUGCAAGCAGCAACCGAGCACUGUCAGCUGCUAAUCCAAAUCAAAGAAAGACUUGGUGAUCAAGGAAUAUAAGGGGCAAGACGAGAAAGGCUGAAACAACCUGCUAUGCAUUAUGUAGUGCACACUUUUUGCUUCAAUGAGGGAAAAGACUUGAGUCUUUGGAGAACCGGGCCUUGUCUUGCCCCAUUGGUCAUCCUGGAUUAACGGUGACUGAGUGUCCCUGGGACGAAUGUAACUUGACGUGGUCGAAAAUGAAGUCUGCGUGGAACUUUGCAGAAACCGCUUCGCCUCCUCAGGGGCAACUAGAAUCAAUAGCAUUUAGAAAUGUAUUUAUCUGACAUCUACCAAAAAGCAAACGUGAUCUGUGGUGAUAUAGACUUGCCUUUUCUCAAACAAACCCCAAGACUGAGUGGGAAUUGAAGGCUGGUACUUCAAAAUGGGUUGAUUUUUCCAGUUGCUCUUAAUGAUAUUGGAAAUGGUAAUGGGUUGUGAGGUAAUAGCGGACUUGUAUGAAACAUUCUUUGUGCGCAGUGUUACACUGUCCCUUUGGUCAUUUUCUUUUUUAGAGCUAUUCAAAAUUUUAAAGGGUUA